Chrysochloris asiatica (Cape golden mole) is the source of this 2742-nucleotide messenger RNA. It is a transcript of the gene MARCHF7, whose product is annotated as membrane-associated ring finger (C3HC4) 7, E3 ubiquitin protein ligase. Gene Ontology annotation, molecular function: ubiquitin conjugating enzyme binding; zinc ion binding; ubiquitin binding. The coding region runs from base 116 to 2236 and encodes 706 amino acids. The transcript is spliced from 10 exons. Lineage: Eukaryota; Metazoa; Chordata; Mammalia; Afrosoricida; Chrysochloridae. Gene Ontology annotation, biological process: protein autoubiquitination. Gene Ontology annotation, cellular component: nucleus. The record is from RefSeq and is a predicted model, not a curated record.
UGGUUCUGCGCCGGAUCCGGGUAAGGGGCGGGCGCCAUUGUGCUUCGUUGAAGAUCGCUCUGCUUCAGCCCGUGGCCUAGAACUCCCCAAGAGGAAGACGGCAGAAAUCUUAAAAAUGGAUUCUAAGCCUUCAAGGAUCCCAAGAAGAAUUUCUGUUCAACCCUCCAGCUCUUUAAGUACUAGGAUGAUGUCUGGAAGCAGAGGAAGUAGUUUAAAUGAUUCCUAUCACUCAAGAGACUCUUCAUUUUUACUGGAUUCUGAAUAUCAGUCUACAUCAGCAUCUGCAACACCCUUUCAAUCCACUUGGUAUAGUGAAUCUGAGAUCACUCAGGGAGCACGCUCAAGAUCACAAAACCAGCAACGAGAUCAUGAUUCAAAAAGACCUAAACUUUCUUGUACAAACUGCACAUCUACCUCAGCUGGGAGAAAUGUAGGAAAUGGUUUAAAUGCAGUAUCAGAUUCUUCCUGGAGACAUAGUCAAGUUCCCAGAUCUUCCUCAAUGGUACUUGGAUCAUUUGGAACUGACUUAAUGAGAGAAAGAAGAGAUUUGGAGAGGAGAUCAGAUUCUUCCAUUAGUAAUCUUAUGGAUUAUAGUCAUAGAAGUGGUGAUUUCACAGGCGCAUCCUAUGUUCAAGACAGAGUUCCUUCUUCAUAUUCACAGGGAGCAAGACCAAAAGAGAACUCAGUGAGCACUUUACAGUUGAAUACGGCAUCCACAAACCACCAUUUGCCUUCUGAACAUCAGUCCAUACCAUGUUCUAGGGAUUCCAGCAGAAAUUCUUUUAGAUCAAGCUUUUCACAAAGAGAAUUGGAAUCUCCCCGGAGCAGUACACAGCCUACAUUUUCCUAUAUUUCAAAUAGAGAUGAUACCCCAACCAUAAGCAGUUCAGAAAGAGUUGCUUCAUCUCAAAGAUCAUUUCAAGAAUCUUCUGAAAAUGAAGGAAGGCGUACAACCAGGAGAUUGCUGUCGCGUAUAGCUUCUAGUAUGUCAUCUACUUUUUUUUCACGAAGAUCUAGUCAGGAUUCCUUGAAUUCAAGAUCACUGAGUUCUGAAAAUUCUUACAUUUCUCCUAGAGUCUUGGCACCUUCACAGUCUCGUAGUAAUACAAUGUCAUCUUCUGAAGUUCCAGAUAAUAGGCCAUCUGAAACGUCUCAGGGAUUUCGAUUUCUUAGGCGAAGAUGGGGUUUGUCAUCUCUUAGCCAAAAUCAUAACUCUGAGCCAGAUUCAGAAAAUUUUAACCAGGAAUCUGAAGGUAGACACACAGGACCAUGGUUAUCGUCCUCACUUAGAAAUAGAUGCACACCUUUGUUCUCUAGAAGGAGGAGAGAAGGAAGAGAUGAAUCCUCUAGGAUAUCUACCUCUGAUCUACCAUCUAGAUCACAUCAUAUUUUUAGGAGAGAAGCAAAUGAAGUGGUUCACCUUGAAGCACAAAAUGAGUCCCUCGGGGCUGCUGCCAACAGACCACAAGCAUCUGCAGAAUCUAGCAGUGCUGCCACAGGUGGCUCUACGUCAGAUUCAGCUCAGAGUGGAAGAAAUACAGGAAUAACUGGGAUCCUUCCUGGUUCCUUGUUCCGAUUUGCAGUUCCCCCAGCGCUUGGAAGUCAUUUGACUGAUAAUGUUAUGAUCACUGUAGAUAUUAUUCCUUCAGGUUGGAAUUCAUCUGAUGGAAAAAGUGAUAAAACUAAAAGUGCACCUUCAAGAGAUCCAGAAAGACUGCAGAAAAUAAAAGAAAGUCUCCUUUUAGAAGACUCUGAAGAAGAAGAAGGUGACUUAUGUAGAAUUUGUCAGAUGGCAGCUGCAUCAUCGUCUAACUUGCUGAUAGAGCCUUGCAAAUGCACAGGAAGUUUACAGUAUGUCCACCAAGAAUGUAUGAAAAAGUGGUUGCAGGCCAAAAUUAACUCUGGUUCUUCACUAGAAGCAGUAACCACCUGUGAACUUUGUAAAGAGAAGUUGCAGCUUAACUUGGAGGAUUUUGAUAUUCAUGAACUGCAUAGAGCCCAUGCAAAUGAACAAGCUGAAUAUGAAUUUAUCAGCUCUGGUCUCUACCUAGUUGUAUUGUUGCAUUUGUGCGAACAAAGCUUUUCUGACAUGAUGGGAAAUACAAGUGAACCAAGCACACGUGUCCGAUUUAUUAACCUUGCAAGAACUCUUCAGGCACAUAUGGAAGAUCUCGAAACUUCAGAGGAUGAUUCUGAAGAAGAUGGAGACCAUAACAGAGCAUUUGACAUUGCCUAACUUCAUAUAAAACAAUGGAUGAUCUGUGAACAAGUGUUUAUUAAAAUUGGCAAUUAAGUACUGAUUAAUUUUGUGGGGGAAUGCCUAUUAAAUACAUUUACUAUAUCAAUAUACAUAUAAUGAAUAUAUAUAUAUGCAAAAAUAUGCAUGUAUGUAUAUAUUCAUUCUCAAGUGUUACUGAACUAAAAUUUCACUGCUGGACCUUUUAACAUGGCCAGUGAGUCUGAUGUUUUAUAAACUGGUAAUCAAAAGUAUUUUUCUUUUUGGUGAGUGGGAAAGUAUUACCCUUGUUUUAAAUAUCGAAGCAAUGCUCACUUUCAAAUAUUUUUGUGUGUUCUGAUUACUGUAGUCAUAUUUAUGAAAAAUGUUCGUGCUUUACUCUUGUUAGUGAAAAAAGUGGGAUAAAAUGUUUUCAAAAGAAGCUGACGAAUGGUACCUAUUAUUAUUUCCUAUUAUUUUGCCUUAAGUUGCAGUCUCAUUUUGAUAAUCAUUUGCUUCCAGUGUUU